Capsella rubella is the source of this 940-nucleotide messenger RNA. RefSeq names its product membrane-anchored ubiquitin-fold protein 2. Gene Ontology annotation, molecular function: protein binding. The transcript is spliced from 4 exons. The coding region runs from base 307 to 681 and encodes 124 amino acids. NCBI's taxonomy places the organism in Eukaryota, Viridiplantae, Streptophyta, Magnoliopsida, Brassicales, Brassicaceae. The record is from RefSeq and is a predicted model, not a curated record.
AGAAGGACAGAAAGGAAUGGAACAUUUGGCUGCAAAUUGAUUUCUCAAGAUCUCAUCACCUUCAUUUUCAUUUCCUUAGUCUCUCUCCCUCCCUCUCCCUCUCCCUCUCUGCUCAAGUCUGGUGAUGUGAGGUUCGCAAGAUCCUUCUGAUUCCUCAAACUCAGAUCAGUCGCGGACCCAAAUAAGAUUCAAGCAACGAGGUUUUUUAUAUAGAUAUUUUAAGUUCCCAUUCUCGGUUGGUGCUUCUGUGGAACUUCCUGAUACUAAGUCAGUCUGGUUUUUGAGUUCUUGUUAAGAGAGAUAUAUAUGGCCGAGGUGAAGGAUCAAUUAGAGAUUAGGUUCCGGCUAACUGAUGGUUCAGAUAUCGGUCCUAAACCGUUUCCUGAUGCUACAACCGUUGCAACAUUGAAGGAAACUGUUGUUGCUCAGUGGCCAAAAGAUAAGGAGAAUGGGCCAAAGACGGUGAAAGAUGUGAAAUUGAUAAGCGCAGGUAGAAUAUUGGAGAACAACAAGACGGUUGGAGAUUGCAGGAGUCCUGUAUGUAAUCUUUCAGGUGCUGUCACCACAAUGCAUGUUAUAAUUCAACAUCAGGUUACUGAAAAAGAAAAGAAGAAGAAGCCUAAAGGUGAAGUGAAGAAACAGAACAAAUGUGUCUGUUUAUGUUUUGGAGCUCGGUGUUAACAAAAGUGUAAGAACAAGUAGAGUUAAAGAGCUUGGGAGAUUCAGAUUCUGUUCUUGAGCCUUCUUCAAUACUUUUUUUUUCUUUCUUGUAAUUUUUUUUUUUGGUGACACCAUUGGCUUUUUGAUCGCUUGAGGUUUUGGUUUCUGAUGUAACUCUGAUUCAUAACACACUGGAAUCAUAGAAAACAGAACACAAAUUUGCACUGAUAAGUGUACUAUCACGGAUAUAACUCAACAUAAUGCGUGGUUUUGUUUUCAA